This is a messenger RNA of Arabidopsis arenosa, 1031 nucleotides long. NCBI's taxonomy places the organism in Eukaryota, Viridiplantae, Streptophyta, Magnoliopsida, Brassicales, Brassicaceae. The record is from the annotation of a GenBank genome assembly.
AGUUCACAUUUCUCUAUCUCUCUCUCACACGAACCUUUUUUCUCUCUCUCUCGCCGCCGCUCUCUUUAUUUUCUCUCUUGUGUUCUAAAGAUGUUCUUGCUGCUUCAUCUUCCAAUUCUUCAUCAGUUUUGUUUCUUCUUCCCAGAACAAAAAAAACGUUACUUUUCGACAACAAACGAAGAUUAUCGAAGAAAAUGGUGUAUCAGCUCAGAAUCUCGACAACUCGAUCGAGAACCCUUGAAAGUGAAGCAAGGAAAACAAUUCUUCAGGAACUCGAUUCUCUGAGAGAACUGGGGAAAACGACGUCUCUGAUCCAAUUGUUUGAGGUUGCUCCUGUUGCUGUGCCAGUUGCUCCUGUUGCUGUGCCAGUUGCUCCUGUUGCUGUGCCAGUUGCUCCUGUUGCUGUGCCAGUUGCUCCUGUUGCUGUGCCAGUUGCUCCUGUUGCUGUGCCUCCACAGGUUGCUCCUGUUGCUGUGCCAGUUGCUCCUGUUGCUGUGCCAGUUGCUCCUGUUGCUGUGCCUCCACAGGUUGCUCCUGUUGCUGUGCCAGUUGCUCCUGUUGCUGUGCCAGUUGCUCCUGUUGCUGUGCCUCCACAGGUUGCUCCUGUUGCUGUGCCAGUUGCUCCUGUUGCUGUGCCAGUUGCUCCUGUUGCUGUGCCUCCACAGGUUGCUCCUGUUGCUGUGCCAGUUGCUCCUGUUGCUGUGCCAGUUGCUCCUGUUGCUGUGCCUCCACAGGAUCCACUGGAGCGAGCUCGAGCUCUGGCUAAGUUGAGGAGGGAGAUUGCAGCAAAAAAAGCAGCAAGGAAGAAGAAAGAUUCGGCUCCGUUUCAGUCGCCAGGGACUCGUGCCGAAAGAGCCAAGCACUUUGCCUCCACCUCACCAGAGUUCUAUUUUCCUAAGUAAUCUCUCACUACUUUCUCCCACUACGAUAUUAAAAAACCUCUUGUUUUUUACUGUGUUGACAAUGAAACUGCAUGUGUUUGGUUUUGGUAUUUCAACUCUCUGUAUGAGGAAUAAUUGAAUCUUGCCUCU